Molecule: messenger RNA, 4901 nt
Organism: Archocentrus centrarchus (flier cichlid)
Lineage: Eukaryota; Metazoa; Chordata; Actinopteri; Cichliformes; Cichlidae
Product: up-regulator of cell proliferation-like
Molecular function (GO): GTP binding; GTPase activity
Source: RefSeq, a predicted model, not a curated record
GCAAAACCUACUGCAUAAAGAGGGAAAAAAAAUCUUUUUCCAAGAACAGGCCUGUUCUGCAAAGGUCCUUGUCCUGCUUGUGCAUGGAGGGAGAAACAGUGUAUGAGACAAAAUACACGAACAGCUCACCUCUCAGCAACAUGAAACCAGAGUAAGAAAAGUCUCUCCAGACUCCUCAAGAAAUGGACAACAGAGAAAGCCAGGCUGCUGAGAUGCCUACAAACACAAAGACACACCUGGAGAGCUUCCUGGAGGAUCUGGCCUUGGCACAGUACUACAGAGAGAAGCUUUCACUCUGCAAAAUACUUGAAAUAAACAAGAUGGCCAUUACUGAUGAACCUGCCAAGUGUAAAUCAGACUUUCCAUGGUAUUUUCUUAGGAAAUUGAUCAUGUUUAAUGUAACAGCAAGAAAUUUGACAUACACAUCAGGUUGUGAGCCAAAGUGUGAUGAUGAAUCAGAAAGUACAGAGUUUGAUUUUGAUAGUGACAGUGAAACAGAUGACAUGCUAAACCCUCUUGACAUAAUCACUGCUCUUUUUCUGUGUUCUGAUGGUUUUCUACAGCAGGAAAUGGCACUAAAAAUGUCCAUGUGUCAGUUCUCUGUUCCUCUGCUGCUUCCCAAUUGUGACACAAAACAGUGCACACUCAUGCUGUGGGCCGUGAGAAACAUUGUUAAAAAGUACAGACCUCACUUUCUGUCAGAAUCCAAGGGCUUCAUUGAGGACAGAAUUGUUCUCUCUGAACUUCCAAUGAUCUCCUUUGUCAGACUGGGUGAAUGCUCCUUGUCCAAGUCAGAGAUUCUCAAUAAACUUCUGAGCAACUCUCAGCAGUACCAUGACACCUUUGUGCAUCACAACAUGGAGUGUGGUGACAGUCCAAGAAGAAUAUCCAAUGGACUGACUGAAAUUUCUUGGUAUCUACCUUGUGGAAACACAAACAUUGAUAUCUUCAGUCAGCCAGUGGCUGUAGCUAACCUUCAUGGAGACGUUGCUUCCUUUGAAACACAAUAUUUCUUUUUGUGUCAGACAUCUGCAGCAGUUUUUGUGUUCUUUGACUAUCUGGACUCUGACUGCAGUCUACUUAUCAACCACCACCACAAGGCACAGAUCUUCUUGGUUGGUAACUAUUACAGCAAGCGCUUCAGUGAAGAUGCUUUAGAAAAAGUCACAACUAAGUUGGGCUUGACUAAAAACAGCAUCAUAAUUAUUAGGAGGAAACAGAAAAAUGAAGCAGACUUUGUAAAAACUUUGAGAAAAAGAGUCAGAGAUGUAGUUGAGAACUCAAAGAGGAAGAUGAAAAUAGAGCAGAUGGUGGACAUUGCCCAUGAACUGGGAAUCCUGGUUGAUGAAGACUCUCCAGAGUGCCAGAGUGCAAAGAAAAAUGCAGAAGCCAUCAUUGCAGAAAUUCAAGACAUCCUUAAAUACAAAGAAGAUCAGCUGCCAAGGCAAGGCCAAAUAUGGAAACAACUGACCUGCUUAGAGAAGGAAGAAUUUCGGCUUCGAAAAGUUGGAUCUGAAAAUGUUGAAGACUACAAAAGUGAACUUCAGGUACAGAAAAAAGAACUGCGUAAAAAGCAAAACUCUUAUGAGGUGUCACCAGCUAUGACAUGCUUCAUCAAUGCGAUAUCAAGCCCAGGAACAGAAAGGUUUUAUUUCCUGAAAUGGAUGCGAAUGAACCUUGAUAACCUGUCUCGCAUAAAACUGUCUGAACUUCGGGAGAAAUAUAAAGAAAAAUGCAAGAACUCGGAGAACAAAGAGGAGAUCAAAGAAAUUGACAAACAACUUUCCAACAGCUCUCUGGGGACUGAACACUUCUUCCGUGAAAUGGGUCAGAUCUAUGAAGCCUCACUGUCCCUUCCACAAACACACCCAUCACGUCAACAGUUGCAACAUCUGCCCAAACUGUGUGCAGAGUUGUUGCUCGAUGGAUUUCCCCUUGAGCUUGUAGAUGGAGAUGCAUCCAACAUCCCUCUCAGAUGGGUGAGUGAUGUUCUCUCUCAGCUCAGUGACUUGGUGUCUCCAAACAGAAAGAUACUGGUGGUCACAGUUCUUGGAGUUCAGAGCACAGGAAAGUCCACUCUCCUUAACACCAUGUUUGGAGUGCAGUUUGCAGUCAGCAGUGGUCGAGGUACUCGCGGGGCCUUCAUGUCAUUCAUCAAAAUCAGUGAAGACAUCAAAAAAGUCCUAGACUGUGACUUCAUGGUGAUCAUUGACACUGAGGGCUUAAAGUCACCAGAACUUUCACAGCUGGAUAACAGCUAUGAACAUGACAAUGAGCUCGCUACACUUGUUGUUGGUCUGAGUGAUGUCAUCAUUGUCAAUGUUGCAAUGGAGAAUUCAACUGAAAUGAAGGACAUCCUACAAAUAGUUGUUCAUGCUUUUCUCAGGAUGAAGGAGGUGGGAAAAAAGCCUAAGUGUCAGUUUGUUCACCAGAAUGUGUCGGAUGUUUCAGCCCAUGAGAAGAACUCACGAGACAGGAAACUGCUCCUGGAACAGUUAAAUGAGAUGACCCAGGCAGCAGCCAAAAUGGAAAAGAAAGAGGAGAACAAGAGCUUCACUGAUGUGAUGGAGUACAGUCCAGACACUGGGAACUGGUACAUUCCUGGACUCUGGAAUGGAAACCCACCAAUGGCACCAGUCAGUGCAGGAUACAGUGAGGGUGUAUAUGAGCUCAAGAAAAACAUCAUCCAACUACUAAGAAACUGUGAGUCAUCAGCUAAUGAGAUCUUGGAGUUUAAAGAGUGGUUGAAGAGUCUGUGGAAUGCAGUAAAGCACGAAAACUUCAUCUUCAGCUUCAGAAACAGUCUAGUAGAUGCAUACAUGAGGCUCUGCACGGAAUUCAACAAAUGGGAGUGGGAAUUCAAAAAAGAAAUGCACACCUGGGUAACAAAUGCAGAAACAAGAAUUUCCAAUUUUGGUACAGCUGCUGUAAAAUCUGAAUCUUUUGACAUGAGAGAAUUUCUCAGAUCUUUGAAAAGUGAAGCCUCCAUAAAGCUGUCUACAUGGGAGACAAAACUUCUAAAAAAUCUGACAGAGUUCUUCAAGCAAACAGAGGGUCAUGUGUAUCUGGUUGAAGCAUACAAAGAAGAAUUCUCAAACAGCGCAAAAAUUGUUUGGAAAGAAAUGGAGAGAUCUGUUUAUAAUCAGCUCACAGCAGCAGCAGAAAUCAGAGAGGGAAUGAAAGAACUUGAAAAAAUCAAGAAGAAUCACACAAAAGAGACUGAAAAAGCAGUUUCUGUGUUGAUAGAAAAAUGUAGAAAGAAAAAAGUCCAGAUGACAGACACAGAGCUGAACAAAGAGUUUGAUAAGAUGUGGAGUGAAACACUGGAGAAACUUAUUUUUUUUGAACAUAAGACCACAAAUGUCUUCACCAGCAUCUCUCACUGCCUGAGAACAAAUCUGUCACACAGAGGGAGUCGUGCAUGUGAACUAUUAAGUCAAAAAAGUCUGCAAGAUUGUGGAAAAGAACCUUUCAAAUAUACAGCUGAAGGGUUCCAUGGUAAAAUUUUACGCACAAUGAGCAAGUGGUUAAACACUCAAGGUCACACAAUGGCUACACAAAAUCUGGCUGACAGCAUCAUAGAUGCCUGCUCUCUGUUUUUGAGUGAAAAAGUGAAAAGACAAAAGAAUUACUGUGACACUUACAUCCAGGAAAUCCUACACAUCAUUGAUGAGAAGCUACAGAACAAUGGAGAUGUUAAGACAAAGAUUGAGUUUGAAGUUUCUCUAAAACAGCACAUCUGUGGAUUUGCAGCCAGAGAGUUUCAGAAAAUGCACGAAGAUUUCAUCCAAGAAAAUGAUCCGUACACAUGUCUGAUGAAAACCAAGGAAGGAUUUUGUGAUGAUUUCAAAAAUAUCUUCUAUGAACAAGACCAGUGUCAGAAGAAGGCAGAAGAAUUCACCAACCAAUGCUUGAAGCCUGCUGUUGAAGACUUUAUCAAUCGUUCCCUGGGUCUUAAUAUCAUUGAUGAAAUGCUGACAUGUGAGCAGUUCAGCACACGAAUGUCCUUACAGUAUUCAGUUUUACUGGAUUUGCUUUCAAAGGAUGAUCUUGAAAACUAUGUGAGCUAUAUUUGCUCAUAUGAGAAGUAUGUAAAGACCUGGAUACUCAUAAAAAUGAAGGAACACUUCUCAACUGUGUCAACAGCAUUUAAGUUUGAGGACCAACAUCUCCUGUCAUGUAUCAUAAGCAUAGAUACUGCCAUCAAUAAGGCCAAAACAGGAAAGAAUAAAAACUUGAAGAUAUAUGUUGAAGAUAUUUGCAGAGAACUUGGUGAUAAACUGGUUAUUUCCCAGGAUGCUCUUGGUGUUUUCAUGAUCUUGAACAAUGCUGACAAGCAACAGUUUGCUCACUGGCUCACAGUGUCUGUGGAUGAGAUGGCAGAAGAUCUUAGAAAAGAGUUUCAAAUACUGGACUUUGAAAGGAAACUACAUCAUCUCCACGUGCAGCCCCAGAAUGAGCUUUUCAACAGAUUGAUUGGUUGUGGCAAACAGUGUCCGUUCUGCAAAGCUCCCUGUGACGCAGGAGGAGGCCGCCAUACUGAGCACUUUGCUUCAAUGCAUCGACCUCGGAGUCUGGGAGGAUUAAGAUCUUCAUCUACACAAAAACUGGGGACUGAGAUAUGCUCUUCUCUCGUGAUGAGUGACCAGCAUUUUCGCUGCAGUGAUACAAACUAUAAAUGGUACCCUUAUAAGAAUUACAGGAAAAUUUAUCCAAACUGGAUAAUUCCUCCAGAUGCAAGCCUCGAGGCAUCAGACUACUGGAAAUAUGUGAUGACAAAAUACAACAGGAGCUUUGCUAAAGAAUGUAACACACAGCCUGCUGACAUUCCUGUGAGAUGGAACAAUAUCACAAAAGUGCAGGCAGAGAAAAGUCUCAAAGAGAUGUUUUCCAUCCGGUGA